AUGUCCUUGUCCAUCACCAUUGCAUCAAAGCAUCAGGUCAUCGAGCGAGCCUUUGGUCUCUUGAAGAAAAGGUUCCCAGGAUUGAGGAUGGGCAUCGACAUUGCAGACAUCCAUGAAAUUGACGCGAUAAUCGUGUUUGCCCGUGUCCUCUACAAUAUGGGCAUCCGAGAGGACAACCCCAACCUCGAAGAUCAGGAAGUUUUGUCGGAGAGGGAUGACAUGCGCAUUCAUACAGGGCCAAGAUCAGCAACUGAAAACAAGCCAAACACGUGUCAGAUUAUUGAGAAAUACUGGAGGCAGGUCCUCGGUGCGCGAGCUGAAGACGAGGAGACCCGUGCCUAUUGGUUUCGUGGCGAUGCGCUGAGGAGAGCCCGCGCUAUAAAAGCGGCGCGUGUGUGGAGCGGAGCGUCUCGUGGAGAGGAGUGUACCAGCUGGCCGGCGCGCGACGCACAUCACCGGGAUCCACACGGACGCACGCAGAGAGCAGAGCAGCGCAGCGCAGCCAUGAGCGAGAGACAAGCAUCUGGAGCGACGACUGGAAGCAGCAAACCAUCUGCUGGCCAAGGGCUCCAAGGUCAACAAAAGGUUCCGGCGAAACAUGACAAGAAGAGCAACCUCCCCCCGGACUUCGACAUCGACAUGGAGAACCCGGAGACGGAGAAGGCGGCCGUGGCCAUCCAGUCGCAGUUCAGGAAAUUCCAGAAAAAGAAGCAGGAUGGGAAGCCUUAGAGCGGCCGCCGUCCGCCGCGCCCUCGCCUGAUGUGGGCCCGGCCUUUGCAUGUCAAUCAAACUGCACCGUCAUGAACUGAGAAGGA
Messenger RNA from Acanthopagrus latus (yellowfin seabream), 815 nucleotides. RefSeq lists its product as uncharacterized. Gene Ontology annotation, molecular function: calmodulin binding; calcium ion binding. NCBI's taxonomy places the organism in Eukaryota, Metazoa, Chordata, Actinopteri, Spariformes, Sparidae. The record is from RefSeq and is a predicted model, not a curated record. The coding region runs from base 1 to 729 and encodes 242 amino acids. Gene Ontology annotation, cellular component: cytoplasm. The transcript has 5 exons.